Aspergillus nomiae NRRL 13137 is the source of this 1698-nucleotide messenger RNA. RefSeq names its product putative efflux pump antibiotic resistance protein. Lineage: Eukaryota; Fungi; Ascomycota; Eurotiomycetes; Eurotiales; Aspergillaceae. Bases 1 to 1698 code for a protein of 565 amino acids. Gene Ontology annotation, biological process: transmembrane transport. The record is from RefSeq and is a predicted model, not a curated record. Gene Ontology annotation, molecular function: transmembrane transporter activity. The transcript is spliced from 2 exons. Gene Ontology annotation, cellular component: membrane.
AUGCAACCAGGGCAACAUCAAGAACCUAACCCGACGCCGGUCGACGGCGUAAAUGCCCCGACAGUUGCUACCAUUCGCAAUGACGGCUUUGAUUCCGCUCCGCUGUCAACCAGGUCCUCGUUCUCGUUUAAUAACAGAACGGCCUCAACUCCUGCCACGGGCGCGCAGACCCCGGAUCCUCUGCUAGGACCUAAGCCUGUCAAUAACGAGGACCUGCUGAAAAAGUUACCGACAACGAUUACUCAGGCGGCUGAGAGUGGAGAUGAAUUUGAAUUGGAAGAGAGAAGAGGUCGAGCAGCGGUGGUUGAUGGGUUGCACAACCGGCGACCAUCCGCCAUCCGUGGCCGUGAUAUGGCAGAUGAGUCGGCAUCGCCACCCCCAAAGCCAUCGCAAGGACGCCCUCCAGAAAUACCAAGCUUUACAGCAGAGAUCGUACUCGUCCUCGUCUGCUCGGCAGGUCUGAUGCUCUUUUCAUUCUUGCUUGGCAACAUGUUGGUGGUGCAGUUGCAGCUGAAGAAGGCUCUGGGAAUCGGAAAUACCUCGCUCCCAUGGCUCGUAGGGGCCUACGCUUGCUCUAAUGGGGUGUCAGUUGUUGUAUCAGGCUCUCUGUUGGAUUUGACUCCACCUCGGCGUGCGAUCGUGGGAGCAUUUGCAUGGCUUACUAUUUGGAACGUGGUCGGUGCCUUUUCCCUUGAUCCGUCUCGAGAAGUUUUGUUUUUCAUCGUGAGAGCAAUGCAAGGACUCGCUAUUGGUGUUUUGGUUUCCGGCUCAAUGAGUGUUCUUGGACGCCUCUAUAGCCCUGGUAUACGCAAGAACCGUGUUUUUGCUGCUAUCAGCGCUACGGCACCGUUAGGAUUCAGUUUGGGGGCCAUUGAAGGUGGUCUUCUCCACGGAAACCUUCCCUGGAUUUUCGGUGUGAAUGCCAUUCUCACUGGUUUGUGUGCUGUCGCUGCAUUCUUUUCAAUUCCUCCUCUUCGUCCCGUUGCCGAUGUGGAAGGCGCAGAAGCACCCACUCUGCGUCAGUUCGAUUAUAUAGGAGCCCUGUUUGCCAUUGCAGGCUGCGUCUGUCUCCUAUUCGGUUUAACCCAAGGGUCAGUCACUAAAUGGUCGGUCUAUACGUGCGUGUUAGUCGCACUCGGCAUCGUUUUUCUUAUUUGCCUGUUCGUCGCGGAACGAUAUGUGGCGCGGCCAUUGAUUCCCAGUCGUCUGUGGCGGACGAAAGGCUUUACUCCUCUUAUGGUGGCCUACUUUUUAGGAUUCGGUUCAUUUUUCGGGGCAUGGCAGUUCUAUGCAAUUCAGUUUUGGUUGAGAAUUCAACAUGCGACGCCUAUUGCAGUGGCACUAUACCACAUCCCUAAUGCGAUUGUCGGCAUCAUCGCCACUUUCAUCCUUGUGACGUUCGGACCGGAUAUGGCUUUCGCCGCUGCCUCCAUAUUCAUCACGAGCAAUGUUCCUCGGUCCUAUCAAGGCAGUGCAGCCAGUCUAUUAGUCACAAACCAGAACCUCUCCUCGGCGAUUAUCACAAGUAUUGCUGAUGCGAUUGGAACUAAAGUCGAUCCGAGUCCAGAUGGGGAUGUAGGCCUGAUUGGACUUCGGGCCAUUUGGUGGUUUGCGUUGGCAUGCCAGUUACUAGCUGCACUGGUAACUGUGGUCUGGGUGAGAAUUCCAAAGGAGGAGGAAAAGGAGCAUGUCACUUGA